Messenger RNA from Didymodactylos carnosus, 1434 nucleotides. NCBI's taxonomy places the organism in Eukaryota, Metazoa, Rotifera, Eurotatoria, Philodinida, Philodinidae. The record is from the annotation of a GenBank genome assembly.
AUGGUUGUCUGUCUGUGUGUAUAUUAUGCAGCUAAAGUGACAUUAGAAUUACCAGUCAUUAUGUAUGGAAAAAUAUUUGAUAAAACUGAAGAAGUUUAUUUAGCUGAUAGUAGAGGAAUAUUAACGUUGACUGAACAUUUAUGUUUUAAAAUAGAAAAUGAGCAAAAUAUAUUUGGAGAUGAUAUCUCAACAUUAUACAAAAGCAUAGCAAUGGGUAUUGCACAAAUAUUAGGCAACGAUAUUCAAACCUCAACAACGAAGAUGUUAAGUAAAAAAAUUAGCAUAUUUUUUCUAAUAACAGUAUCAUCGAUGACAAUGUCACUAGCAAAUAAAUUAUCUACGAUUGACGACCUUAUUCAUGAUGAUGGCGCGGAUAUUGAUGACGAAGUAUAUUAUACACGCUUCGAUAGAGUUCGACGAGCUGAUCAAGAAUAUGUAGGUUUUAAUUUAAGGUGUCCGCAAUUCAAAGAAAUACAACAACGACAGCGGGCACAAUCUAUGUCUCAAAAAGCAUUAGAACCGGCAGCGCAUCAACAAGCAAAUCACAAUCGUGGCGCAUUAGCUUCAUCAAAACCAAUAGCUUUAAGUCCGGGUGCGUCGGGAGAUCACAAAUCACAGUCAGCUGUUGAGAAACCAUCUCGUCAAAUGUAUUUAUUUGAUCUAAAAAGAAGUAAUUUAAAAAACAUUGAUCUAAUACAAUAUAGUAAAAUGAAAUACGGAGAUAGAGCUUCAACAGACAAAUACGGUAUACAAUUGGCCACACAUUUUAUCGAAAAAGAAGGUUUUACGUGUGAGAAAAGUUCACAAUAUUUGUUUGCAUCUAGUGCCUAUCGUCACGUGCCCGUUGCUGCAACAUGGCUAUUUCGAAAACUUGUCGAUGCUCUACAAGACAAAUUGAAUUGUUCAUCCGGUGCCAUUUCAUCAUUUAAAAUAGAACGUAAAUCAUUAACAUCCGGUGAUUUUAGUAAGAUGGAGGAGAAAGCCCGAAAGGAAGCCAUGGAUAAAACAGAGCUGGAAAUUGAUGACACACUAAUCCAUGGAAAAACACUGGUUAUUUUAGAUGAUGUUGUAGUGACUGGAUCACAUGAAGAAAACAUUAAAAAGUAUCUACGUGGAAAAUCUCAUGCGGGAUCCAUUUUCUUCUACAUAGCCAAAAUAAAUCCAGAAGAGAAGGCAAAAAUUGAAGACGAAAUAAAUAGCAAAGCAAUGACUGGUAUAAGUGAUUGGAUACAAAUAGCUAAAGACUCACCCUAUAUUACUGUUCGAUAUUUGAAAUAUGUGCUUGAAAAUGAUAAAAUUGAUUUUACCGAAUUUCAACAAAACCUACCAUUACUUUAUCGACAAGCGCUCGAACAAAUUAUGUUAAUGGAGGAUUUAGAUCAACUUUUACCCAAAGGAUUCAAAAAAUUCAAGGAAAAUGCGCUCGGAGAAUGA